Molecule: messenger RNA, 668 nt
Organism: Enhydra lutris kenyoni (northern sea otter)
Lineage: Eukaryota; Metazoa; Chordata; Mammalia; Carnivora; Mustelidae
Product: DPY30 domain containing 2
Exons: 4
Coding region: 202-606 (134 amino acids)
Cellular component (GO): Set1C/COMPASS complex
Source: RefSeq, a predicted model, not a curated record
GAGAAAACCAAGGCUCAGGGAGACCAGGUGACUUGUUGAAGAUCACACAGCUAACAAGCGGCGGUACCAGAAGGGGAACUCAGUCUGUCUCUUCCCAGAGUCUGUGUUCAGACUGCAGCUCUACACCGCCAUGCCUAACCUAUCGUGUGACUUGGGCUACACUGUCUUCAGCUUCUGAAAUCCGAUUAAUAGCCCACAAGGAUGGAAACUGACUACCUGAAGAGGUGCUUCGGAAAUUGCCUGAGCCAGGCACUGGCAGAGGUGGCGAAGGUUCGGCCCAGUGACCCCAUAGAGUACCUGGGUCACUGGCUUUAUCAUUACAGGAAAACCGUUAAAGCAAAAGAAGAGGAGAGCCAACGGGAGAGCCAGUUGAAGGAAGAACAGGGUAAUAGCCUCAAAGAAACCGCAAUGACAGAAAUGCUGAACCAAGAAGCGUGUCAGAUUCAACAGAAGUGUGAAAAGUGUGACAAGCCACUGACAUCUGUAGCUAGUUCCACAAAGAAGACCACAUUCAUACAAGAGAACACAAAACCCCUUGAGAAGGAUGCCUUGAAGCAGGAAUCUCUGCCAGGUACUUCCAAUAUGAUUCCAGGAAUGCCUCAAUAGAGUCCCUCUCCAGAGUCUUCUGGGCAGACUGGCAACUGUGUCAAAACUCCCCAAGAAAUAAA